Glycine soja is the source of this 435-nucleotide messenger RNA. Its product is annotated as methylesterase 3-like. The transcript is spliced from 3 exons. Gene Ontology annotation, molecular function: methyl jasmonate esterase activity; methyl salicylate esterase activity; methyl indole-3-acetate esterase activity. The coding region runs from base 1 to 435 and encodes 144 amino acids. Lineage: Eukaryota; Viridiplantae; Streptophyta; Magnoliopsida; Fabales; Fabaceae. Gene Ontology annotation, biological process: jasmonic acid metabolic process; salicylic acid metabolic process. The record is from RefSeq and is a predicted model, not a curated record.
AUGCGUUCGUUGUGUAGUCGUAUACUGGAAUCUGAUUUGCACUCAAAGAUUAUGUUUGACGAGAACACCAGCAAUCAUCGAAAUGGAUCAAGGAUAUUUGGGCCUCAAUUCUUAGCAUCCAACUUAUACCAACUAUGUCCACCCGAGGACUUGACCCUAGCAAUGUCACUGUUGAGACCUACUCGCAUUUAUGGUGAUGAAGAACUGAUGCGUGAGAAUACAAGACUCACAAAAGACAAAUAUGGAACUGUGGCCAAAGUCUAUAUAGUGUGUGAGCAAGACAACGAGUUAAAGCAAGAUUUUCAACUGUCAAUGAUUGAACGAAACCCUCAUAAUGAAGUCAAAGAGAUUGUUGGUGCUGAUCACAUGCCCAUGUUCUCUAAACCGCAAGAGCUUUUCUCUUACCUUCAUGAGAUCGCCAACACCUAUUACUAG